CACCUCAGCUAGCUGCUUUUUAAUAUCAUCACAUUGCGGGAGAUUUGUCUCAUUACGGAUGUCAGUGAAAACUAGUUGUGAGUAUGGUUCUGGGAAGUACUAUGCCCUUUGCGGUCUGGGCGGAGUACUUAGUUGUGGUAUUACGCACACUGGGGUAGUUCCUUUGGAUUUGGUGAAAUGCCGCAUACAAGUUGACCGAGCUAAAUAUAAGAACAUUACAAACGGGUUCAAAGUUUCAAUAGCGGAAGAAGGCAUAAGAGGUCUCGGAAAAGGCUGGGCACCGACGUUUAUUGGAUAUUCUCUCCAAGGACUCGGAAAGUUUGGAUUUUACGAAGUGUUCAAGCAUAUUUACAACGGCUUUCUCUCAGAGGAAAAUGCAUAUUUGUGGAGGACAUCCGUAUACCUAGCGGCAAGUGCCAGUGCAGAGUUCUUCGCUGACAUUAUGCUUUGCCCCAUGGAAGCUGUAAAAGUACGAAUUCAAACAAUGCCUGGUUGGGCGAACACCCUGCGAGAAGGUGUACCAAAAAUGUACAAAAACGAAGGUCUUGUUGGAUUCUACAAAGGUCUCCCUCCCCUCUGGGGUCGUCAAAUCCCCUAUACAAUGAUGAAGUUCGCUUGUUUUGAGCGCACAGUGGAAGCAUUGUAUAAACAUGUUGUACCUAAACCACGUGAACAGUGUACGAAAGGUGAACAGUUGGUUGUAACAUUCGCUGCGGGUUACAUCGCUGGUGUAUUUUGCGCUAUCGUAUCUCAUCCCCCUGACACUAUUGUAUCGAAGCUGAACAAAGAUCCCAAUGCACGCCUGGUGGAAGUUGCUAAAAACUUGGGUCUUCUUGGUAAGUCAUAUUAUCUUUUACAGGUGUAGUGAGUACUUUUCCAUAAAGGCUUUCAAACUUCAUUACACUCUGGUCUUAUGUUUGGAAUUAUUAUUAAACUAUUUCACUUCAUGUAGUCAUACAUGAAAAAAAUAGCACCAAGUGAAUAAAUAUAGAAUAAUACCGUUCGAUAGUAUGGCUCUUGGGAAAAAAACUAGUUAGUUUAGUAUUAGACAAAGUGUUUGGAGGCAGUUCGAUAUAAGUAAUUGCUACCCAUGAGUCAAUUAACUUUCAGAUUCACCGAUUUACCUCUUACUCUAAAUUGUUUUUGUGAUCAUGUCAUACUGAGCAAGUCCUGUAAGAACAGCCAUGAUGAUUGACAUGUGUUUAGCUUCAGGCAGUCUUUGCUAAAUUGGGACAAAGCCGGUUCUGUGCUGAUGCGCCAAAGCCACUCAGGGUAUCUUCGAAAACGUCAAGGAUGACUAGGUUGCUUGCUAGAACUAUGUAUCCAACCUGUCUGCCAUGGUUAAUGGGACUUCACAAGUAAAGGAAAUACUAACCGCUAUUACCAUUCCACUCCCCCAAAACUGUAAGUUAGUUUAAGCAGGUUAUCCAACAUUGUCUUGUGUUCUUGAGGGUAGGACAUGUGCUGAGCUUACAGAUAUUCGAUUUUUGGUUGACAGCAUUUCUCAGGUGAGUAAAUUGAAGUAGAUCAUUUCCUGAGAGAAGGGAACCACCUCCAGUAUACACAAUGUCUGUCUGUCUGGAUUCAACAUAGAACUUGGCACCGAAGUGCAGCAGUUCGAGUUGCCACGUUCCAAAUAGCACACAGAGGUAGACAAGAAGAUGAGUGGAGAGAAUUAAUAGAGUUUGACAAAUAUAGGAGUGAAACAGAAUGGGUAAUGGUAGAAAGGAAUAUGAAAGAUUACAGAGAUUGAAUACAUCUGCGCCAUUGACAACAAUUUUGAGCCAUGUCACCUAUUGUCUCCAGCCAUUGAUUCCUAGAGUCCCGAGGGCCCCAACCCGGGAGUCUGCAUCUCCCUACCUGACUCAGUUUAACUGUCAAGGAUUUCAUGGAUUGAUGCCAUGUUUUUGUUUGGCCACCACUGGCUCUUUUCCAACCUGAACCUAUAUCAGCUAACAAUGCCCGUCGGGGGAGGCGGUGGUUAGGCAUGCGCACCACGUGACCUAGCCAUCUUAGUCUAUGUAACUUUAUAACCUCGUCGAUUGAUUUUCCCUCUUUGCCCAACACUCUACGCCUAACGUCAACAUUACUUAUCUUGUGUGUCGUUUUACAAAUGAAUUUACGAUGUUAAAAUGAUCGUUCUCAUUUCAAAUGACAUUUUCCUAUAAACACUUUCACUGCUGUUUGGGAUUAGAUGAAGUCCCUUCAUUAACAUGACAUUAUUCGGCGACACUCGUCACAGUAGGAUAUUGCUACACCGACUCGAACAAUGUAGCUGAAGACCUGCAAACUAGCAGGUGUAGGAUACUGAUGUGAUAUGUCUUAGGACCUUGUAAAAGAUAUGUCAUCAAUGUAGUUUAUCAAACUCCCUAUUUUACUCGGCCUUUUCCGCAGGCUCUCUAAUGACCACGGACUUUAACCAAAUUGAAUAUUUGUCUCCUUUUAGGUAGUCUGUACCAUUCCUCUAAGACCAUUUCUGUACAAUCCAGUAAUUAACUACCUAACUCAAAUACCUAUGUUAUCGGCCUCAGUUACUUUGCUUCAUUUGAAAUUUUUGUAACUUUUACAGCUCCGCUCGAGAUUGUACUUAUCAUAUCCAUGUUAUUAAAUAAUGGGCAAAUGUAAGCCAGUCGAUCCGCCCCCCCCCGAAGUGUUUCGCAGAAAUCUUCGUGUCCCAUUGGACAUCAUUCCAUCUAUUUGGGCGCAUUGGUCUGGAUUGUACACGUGCCCUAGUAAUUCCGAUUGAGAUCCACAGCAUUAAAUAACGAUAUCCACCACUUAGCAACUAAUUUACUGUGGCUUGAAUAGUUUAUUGUUAAAGUCUCUUCCUAUGUUGAUUUCAAGCUAGAACUAAAGGAAUAUACGAUUGCAAAGAAAUUACUAGUACCAACAAGCCUGGAAAGCUGAGGACUUCCUAUUGCUCGGCUCUUCUUAAUAGAUAUUGCAUUACAUCUUCGUUAUUUAUCUUAAUGGCUACGUUGUAAACCAAGUUUGCAGACUUCGGAAAUAAACACGCAUAUAGCUUACCGUCCGGUAAUAAUCAAGUCUUCGUCAAUGACAUUUUCAAUCCACUUUUCACUAACGGCUUGGCCACUUGAUGACUGGUGUCUGUUUGUGAUUAACCAUAGACCACUUACUUCCGUAUUAUAAAUUUCGUAACAAACUACCAGUCCACUCCUUUCCGAUAUCGCGCACACCUUAAAGUGUAACUAGCUGUCUAGUUGCACCGAGUCAUAGUGCGCAAAAUAAAACGUCCUCCUAGAGCAGUUCUUGCCCCAUGGAGACUUGCCAGUACUUUUGUUUACCCACUGGCACACAAUAUUCUGUCACGUCAACGACUAGUCCACUCUUUUCCGAUAUCGCGCACACCUUAAAGUGUAACUAGCUGUCUAGUUGCACCGAGUCAUAGUGCGCAAAAUAAAACGUCCUCCUAGAGCAGUUCUUGCCCCAUGGAGACUUGCCAGUGCUUUUGUUUACCCACUGGCACACAAUAUUCUGUCACGUCAACGACUAGUCCACUCUUUUCCGAUAUCGCGCACACCUUAAAGUGUAACUAGCUGUCUAGUUGCACCGAGUCAUAGUGCGCAAAAUAAAACGUCCUCCUAGAGCAGUUCUUGCCCCAUGGAGACUUGCCAGUGCUUUUGUUUACCCACUGGCACACAAGACCACAACAGCCGAUCAAUCGAUUGUCACUCCAUGUCAUGCUCAAUCAGUUCAGUAAUUACACUAUCCACUUACUCUAAACUCGUUCACUGUUGCACUUUGGUUCGUGUCUUAUUUUGCACUCUGCAUAUGAAUGACAGAUAAACGUAAACUUUUCUUGUUAUUUCCGUUUUUCUCAGGCAUGUGGAGCGGACUUGGACCUCGAAUUAUCAUGAUCGGAACUCUAACAGCCUUACAAUGGUUCAUCUACGACGGGUUCAAAGUAGCUAUGCAGUUACCACGCCCUCCUCCACCAUCUAUGCCAGAGUCUUUGAAGAAAAAACUGGAAAGUCAGAUGCAUUAAACUAGUCCUUUGCGCAUGUAAACAACACUUCAUUUUCUAGGACAUCUCAGAAAAGUUCUUGUUAUCAUAGUUAUAUUCAUAUCAAUGACCUAGCUAAAUAGAUUUAAAAACUGGACCACAAUAUUUGAAUACACAUUCUGUUUUGAAGAAAAUUUUGUUUUCUAUGUACAUUUAAACGAAAGACUGCUGGAUUUGCGUGCCAGUUCUGAUGCGUCUUCUUAUUUUUGGGGCAGGCGG
Molecule: messenger RNA, 4243 nt
Organism: Trichobilharzia regenti
Lineage: Eukaryota; Metazoa; Platyhelminthes; Trematoda; Strigeidida; Schistosomatidae
Source: the annotation of a GenBank genome assembly